UAAUCGCAAGGGGCCUCUCUCUCUCUCUCUCUCUCUCUCCGCCCCUCUUUCCUGCCUAUAUGAUCAUGACAGAUUUGAAUUUUCCAUUUUAUGCUGUCGUGGGCUAUGGGUUUAAGGGCAGUUCAAUAAAGUCAUGGCGUCAGCUCCGAAUAAUGCAGACAACACCACAACUGUCAUUGCCCUCCUCUUCUUAUGGAUCAUACUUGUUCUGGCCCUAGUAUACUUUUAUAAAAAGCUUAAUGCGGACACAAAUGGACAGUACACCAUCCAGCGCAUAGUCUUCGCCCCUGGCGGCCUGCGGGAUCGAUUGAGACAAGGAGUCGGGGUUGUGGAAAACAGACUUGGCGUCCACAUUUGGCCUCAACCGCGUGAUGAUGAGGAGAACAUAGGAAAUAAUGAGGAAGAGGACGAGGAGGGUGAAGGUCACGACCAACAGAAUGACAGUUACACAGAGGAGGGUGAGCAACAGGAAAAUGACGACGACAGAGACGAUUCUUCAGACGACUAUUCCAGUGUUGAUCUGAGGGAGAGGGCAAAGAUGCAGAUGAAGAAAGAAGAGAAGGAGAAACAAAAGGAGGAGGAGAAGGAGGAGGCAGCAGCGGGAGAGGAGAAGAAAAGUGAAGAAGUAAAAAAUGAGGAGAAAGUAGAGUUGCUUGUAGAUCUGAAGCCGUUCACAGGUAGUGCAAUUUGGUCGGGGGAGAACAAGGAUGGAAAUGAUGAAAAUGACUUGACUGCUUUAUGAAAAGCACAGAGACAUUGCUUUUGAAUUUAAUACGCAGGAAAUAAGGUGGCUUGGCCCGGUGGGUGGCACAGUUUUUUUUAUUAUGAGUCAGUUGACACCCUGUAAAGCCUGCCCUGAGCUAUGAAAUAAUAGUAAGAAAAAUGUGCAGUUUUUUUUUAGACCUUUAGACAUUUAAAACAAAAUUAAAAAGGUUUUUAUAUGUGUAUUUUGCUGUGAGUAUUAUAUUUAAUACAUCAGACAUUUAUAGCUGAUAUUUAUAUGGAAGAAAGUACAGCUUGUAAUGCAAAUCAAUGACAUUUUUAUAACCGUAUAUAAGACUACUUACAUAACAUGGUUAUGGAUAUCAGUUGUUAUGCUAAAUUUUCCAAUAGUAUGUCAUAGUAAAUGCAUUUAAAUGCUUAGUUUUAUGAUAGUUUUGUAUUUUGGGAGGCAAAACAUAUAAAGUAAUGCAAUAUAAUAAUGAUUCCUCAAAAGCUUGUUGCAUCAUAUUUGAUAUUUGAUGUAAAAAAACAAAAAAAAAAACAAAAACAAAAAUAAGAUAUAUGGAUAAACAAGUAAACAUCUAAGUGUUCAUCUUGAAAUAUUACUAUUCUUACGUUUACUUUAUAAAAAUCAGUAAAGAUUUCACAGUAAAUAGACUUGUUAAGAGGGUGUAUUUAAAAUAAAGAACUUUUACUUGCUAAAAACUAUAUAAAAACUAUAAACUUUUAAUCAGAAGGCAUAUAUAUUUAUAUAUAUAUAACAAUACAUUUGUAUGGGUCAAAAAGAUCACAUUUUCUUUUAUGCCAAAAGGAUAGUAAGUAAAGAUCAUUCCUACUGUAAAUAUAUCAAAACUUAUUUCAAAACUUGCAUUGCUAAGAACUUCAUUUGGACAACUUUAAAGGCGAUUUUCUUAAUAUUUAAUUUUUUUUUUGCACACUCACAUUUCCAAAUAGUUAUAUCUUGACCAAAAAUUGUGCUAUCCUAACAAACCAAACCGCACAUCAAUGGAAAGCUUAUUUAUUCAGCGUUCAGAUGAUGUAUAAAUCUCAAUUUCAUAAAAUUGACCCUUCUGACUGGAUUUGUAGUCCAGGGUCUCAUAUCAGCUUAAUUUUGUUCAAGCUCAUAAUUUAGAUUGUGUAUCAAAAUAUGAAACAGUAGGCUUUAUAGGGUUAACUUUAAAAGCCAGUAAAACCGUUCCACACCAUUUUCUAUAAGUUGUUAGUGUUAUCCACUUCCUGUUGUUUUCUUUUUUUUGCAAAUGCUGACUGUUUGAAAAUAUAUUGUGAAACUUGUUAACUUUUGGUGAGAUGUAAAUAUUUUUCCAUUAAAAUAUGUUUUAAUGUCGAUAAA
Molecule: messenger RNA, 2074 nt
Organism: Labeo rohita (rohu)
Lineage: Eukaryota; Metazoa; Chordata; Actinopteri; Cypriniformes; Cyprinidae
Product: cilia- and flagella-associated protein 251
Exons: 2
Coding region: 134-742 (202 amino acids)
Cellular component (GO): plasma membrane
Source: RefSeq, a predicted model, not a curated record